GCGUCUUGUCUCGGAAACGGCAAGAAGCGGUGGUCAUGACACGGUCCAAGCCCUUUAGCGGCAAGCAGAAGAAGCAGCAGCUUCAGGCCAAGCGUGAGAAGGUCAAGGAAUCCGAGUGGCGCCGCGCGCAGAAGGAAGAGGACGAGAUCAAGCGGCGCAUGCGCUCCGGCGACGGCGACGACGCGCAGAUUUUUGACAACGCAGCCGCCGCCGCGCAGGUGUCGACGGACGUGGGCUUCUCGGGCGACUUGCGCACGAUCUUUGCGAAAGAGCCGCAGUGGGCGGUCGACGAGCGCAAGAAGGACGCGACGCGGGCGCUGGAGCUCGCGCCGGACCGAGGCGACUCGCAGUCGAUCUACGCAUAUGGGCUCACCGACGUCUCGAACCAGCCACCGAUUCCAGUGCGGCCGCACUGGACCAAGGACACGGGUGCGGACGAGCUUGUGGCGCUCGAAGAAGAUGCGUUCCGUGCGUGGCUUACGCACCUUCUCGAUCUGUGCGAGAACCACAAGGCCGGUGCGAUCAACGCGUACGAGCGGAACCUCCAGGUGUGGCGUCAGCUCUGGCGCGUGAUUGAAAAGUCCAACGUGCUCGUGCACUUUGCCGACGCGCGCUGCCCGCUCCUGCAUCUGAGCCACGCGCUCCUGGCGCACAUUGCCGCUGACUACCCGCUCAAGCGCGUGCUCAUCGUGCUCACCAAGGCGGAUUUCGUGUCACCUGACCGCCUCGAGGCGUGGGUGACGUACGUUCGUCAGCGGUACCGCGUUCCCGUCGUCACCUACUCGCGCGACCGGUCCGACGACGACAACCUCGUCGUCCUCGAAGCCAUUGGCGCGCUGAGCCGCGAGACCACGUGCACGGCAGGUCGUGACGACGAGCUCAACAACGGCACACUGACCGUCGGCCUCGUCGGCGAACCCAACGUCGGGAAGAGUUCGUUCUUGAACGGGCUCUUUGGGAAGAAGCUCGUGUCGGUGUCGGCGACGCCAGGCCACACGAAGCACUUUCAAACCCACUUUUACGAGCACCCGAGUCGCCUCGGCCGGGAUGACGUCUCGAAACUCUGCCUCUGCGACUGCCCCGGCGUCGUCUUUCCCCGCUUCAACAUUCCCAUGGCCCUCCAGAUCCUCUUUGGGAGCUACCCGAUCGCGCAGACGCGCGAGCCGUACAGUGCGAUUCGGUUCAUUGCUGAAAACUGCGUCCCGACCCUCGAAACCACAUACAAGCUCAAGAAGGUCGACGAGGACGACGACUGGUCGCCGUACACACUGGCCGAAGCAUAUGCGCAACAGCGCGGGUUCCACGUCAAGGGCGGCAAACUCGACGUCUUCCGCGCCGCCAACCUGCUUCUCCGCGACACGUUGAACGGGAAAAAGGUGAUUCUGAGCUUCCCGCCGCCGCUGGAUGCAGCGCCCGUGUCACUCUAACAGCCCGUUCAUCGACUAAACUAAAAGGACUAUCUUAUCAGUAGUUAAUAUAUAUAAUACAUCCAGACUCACUCGCUCA
Saprolegnia diclina VS20 is the source of this 1506-nucleotide messenger RNA. RefSeq lists its product as hypothetical. Gene Ontology annotation, molecular function: GTPase activity; GTP binding. Lineage: Eukaryota; Oomycota; Saprolegniomycetes; Saprolegniales; Saprolegniaceae. The transcript has 5 exons. The record is from RefSeq and is a predicted model, not a curated record. Bases 36 to 1427 code for a protein of 463 amino acids.